AUGGCUGAAGUUCAUAUAAUUGGACAAAUACUUGGUGCAAGUGGAUUUCCUGAAUCAAGUUUAUUUUGUAAAUGGAAAGUACAAAUGGGAAGUGCAUGGCGUGUCUUACAGGGUGAUCACGAAGGUCAAACACAAGUUGAUGAUCCAUCAGAUGAACCGAUGGCUAACUGGUGUCAUCCAAUCGAUCUACAUUGUGCUACAAAUGGUUUACAAGAAUCAUUCAACCGUAACGAUCAUCUAUGUAUUACGUUAAUAUUUGAUUAUAUCUAUAUUGUAGGUUGGCCAAAAUUUCAUUUACAAGUAUGGCAUCAAGAUAUGUAUGGACGUAAUGAAUUAUAUAGUUAUGGUUUUUGUCAUGUACCAAUUAGUCCAGGUUUACAUGAAAUUGAUUGUGUUACAUGGAGACCAAAAGGGACUCUCCUUGAAGAACUUAAAACAGAAUUUAUUGGCGGUAGUUCUCAAUUAAAAAAUCCUGAUUUAGUUUCAUCAAGUGCUGAACUCUACAAAUUACGAACAGUAUCAAUGGGUAAAAUUCAUUUACGUUUACAUAUUAUUGUACGUAAUUUUGAUAAAUAUGGUGUCGAAUUUUGA
Rotaria sp. Silwood2 is the source of this 591-nucleotide messenger RNA. The record is from the annotation of a GenBank genome assembly. Lineage: Eukaryota; Metazoa; Rotifera; Eurotatoria; Philodinida; Philodinidae.